Molecule: messenger RNA, 4170 nt
Organism: Aedes albopictus (Asian tiger mosquito)
Lineage: Eukaryota; Metazoa; Arthropoda; Insecta; Diptera; Culicidae
Exons: 2
Coding region: 1-4170 (1389 amino acids)
Biological process (GO): DNA integration
Molecular function (GO): nucleic acid binding; zinc ion binding
Source: RefSeq, a predicted model, not a curated record
AUGGAUUCCCUCAGGCCAAUCAAACCGUUCGAUACGAAAACUGACCAGUCCCAACUCGCAACCGAAUGGAGGAAAUGGAAACGCAGUUUAGAGUAUUACCUGGCUGCAAGCGGCAUUACUGGUCAACGCGAAAAGAGGAAUCAGCUUCUACAUCUUGGAGGACCCGAUCUUCAAGAUAUAUUUGAUAAUCUUCCCGGCGUUCAUGACAUUCCCCACGUUGCCCCAGAUUCACCAUUCUACGAUGUUGCUAUUACGAAACUCGAAGCGCAUUUUCAGCCAUGUCGCAGACGUACAUACGAAAGGCAUGUCUUCCGUCAGAUCGCCCAGCAACCCGGAGAACGGUUUGGGGACUUUGUGAUGAAGCUACGGGUCCAAGCAAGUCGCUGCGAUUUUGACCUGGAAGGGAAUUCGGUUUCGGACAGUAUGAUCAUUGAUCAAAUCGCGGAGAAAUGCCUGUCAUCUGCUCUGAGGAAGAAAAUUUUGGAACGGGACCGUCCUUUGGAAGAGGUUGUGGUAAUUGGAAAGACAAUGGAGGAUGUGGAACUGCAAUGCAAGGAGAUGGCUCAAAAGGAAAAAGGGACAACUAUCGUGGAAACUGUGAAUAAAGUCAAUCCGCAAAACAAUUUUCCUCGGAAAAUUUCGUACCAACCCCCUGGAUAUCGUUCUUCUGGUUUCGCUGGAGAUUCUCGCCGGCAGUUCGUCCGUCCGGAUGGCAAAACAAAUUGGAACACGGUUUCAAAUUCCCGAUUUUCUGGUCAAGGCGGAGGUAAUCGUCAGGUCAUCGCUGACAACAGAAUCUGUUUCGGAUGCGGCCGUCGAGGACAUCUGCGAGGAGGUCAAGCUUGCAUUGCAAAGGACGCACAAUGCCUAAAAUGUCGUAGUUUCGGACAUUUUGCCAAAUGGUGUACCAAGCGAUUGAACGAUGACGGGAAGGACACAGUUCCUCCUACUAAACGGAUUAAGGCAGUUUACGAGACAGGUGGCCAGAGCAAGCCAGCUGACAGCAAAACCGAUGAGGAGAUUUGUUACGUGAUGGGUGAGAACGUGUUCAGAUUCAAAGUUGGGGGAGUUGGAAUCGAAAUGACGAUUGACUCAGGAGCUGCAGCCAACCUCGUAGACUUCCACACAUGGGAAAAACUUCGUGCCAAGGGUGCAAAACUGUCUCUCAGUACUCAUGUGGACCGCUCGUUCAAGGCAUACGGUUCGUCUACGCCACUGAAAAUUAUGGGAAUGUUCUCUGCGGAAAUUGAAGCCGACGGAAGCAAGACAGAUGCUGUUUUCUAUGUCACUCAAAAUGGCAGGCAGAAUCUCUUGGGCGACGAAACAGCCAAGAAGUUGAGAGUGCUGAAAAUAGGGUACAAUGUGGGAUCAGUGGAACCAUGUGCAAUGUUUCCGAAAAUCAAAGGAGUGAUAGUGGAAAUUCCCAUUGAUCCCAACGUGAAGCCGGUCCAACAGCCUUACCGACGUGCCCCAUUUGCUUUGGAAUCAAAAAUCGCGGACAAACUGCAGAGUCUACUGGAUCGAGAUAUAAUCGAGAAGGUUGAUCAGCCUUCAGCCUGGGUUUCUCCCAUCGUCCCAGUUCUCAAGGACAAUGGAGAGAUCCGACUGUGUGUUGACAUGCGCAGAGUUAACAAAGCCGUCCUCAGGGAAACACAUCCUUUGCCAAUAAUCGAGGAAAUCUUCGGCGGAAUAAAUGGAGCCAUUCGAUUUUCAAAGCUAGACGUCAAGGAGGCAUACCACCAGGUAGAAAUUGCUGAACGUUCAAGGGAAGUCACUACCUUUAUUGCUAAACAGGGUUUGUUCAGAUUCAAACGUCUUAUGUUCGGAAUAAGCUGCGCUCCCGAGUUAUUUCAGAAAGUGAUGGAGUCAAUUGUUGCCGGGUUGGAAGGAGUUGUUGUUUAUCUAGACGAUGUCAUGGUUUCGGGAAGAACGCAAAAAGAACAUGAUGACAGGUUGGCUAGGUUAAUGGAGCGUAUUCAGGAAUAUGGUAUCCUUCUUAACAAGGAAAAAUGUGUUUUCAAUGCAUCUCGGAUAGAGUUCGUAGGGCAUGAACUGUCUUGUGAAGGUAUUCGUCCAAUGGAAAGCAAAGUGGCUGCGAUUGCAUCGUUCAGACCACCAGUGAAUGUGUCAGAGCUACGAAGUUUUAUGGGCUUGAUUACGUACGUCGGACGGUUCAUUCCUUUUCUGGCAGAUAAAACAGAAGUUCUUCGUAGGUUGUUGCGAAUUGACGAAAAAUUUGUUUGGCAAGACGAACAUUCUGAAGCUUUUGAAGAGAUCAAAGCAGCGAUUUGCAACUCUAAAUGUCUUGGUUACUAUGAUCCAAAUGAUCAUUGCGUGGUAGUAGCAGAUGCUAGUCCUGUUGGACUCGGAGCCGUCCUCCUUCAACAAGACAAACAUGGUCAGAAACGAAUCAUUGCAUUCGCCAGCAAAGCAUUGUCGGACACUGAACGGAAAUAUUUCCAAACGGAAAAAGAGGCCUUGGCUCUGGUAUGGGCCGUAGAAAAAUUUCAGUUGUACUUACUGGGUAAGAAGUUCACACUGGUAACCGACUGUAAACCUCUCCACUUCCUGUUCAAAGAAAGAACCAAACCUUGUGCACGGAUCGAGAGAUGGGUGUUACGACUGCACACCUUCGACUAUGUAGUGGUAUACGAACCAGGAUCCAACAACUUGGCAGAUGUUUUGUCGCGACUGUCCAUGUCAAAGCCAACAGAUUUCAGCGUUACAGAUGAGAGUUGUAUCUACCAAUUGGCGGUGGCCGACAUCCCCAAUGCUAUUACGGUUCAAGAAGUGUCAGACGAAACAUCAAAUGAUGAGGUUUUGCAAAUGGUCAUCGAAAGCCUAGAAACAGGAAUUUGGACGGACUCGGUUAAGGAGUUCAAAAUGUUUGCGCCUGAGCUUUGUGUAGUGCAAAAUUUAUUGCUAAGAGGGGAUAGAUUGGUUAUUCCUGAAUCUCUGAAGAGUCAAACACUUGCCAUUGCCCACGAAUCACAUCCAGGCAUGGUGGCAAUGAAGAGGCGACUACGGCAAAAAGUUUGGUGGCCUCAACUAGAUAAGCAGGUCGAAGAUUACGUGAAGCGAUGCAAAGCCUGUACUCUGGUUUCAAUGCCUAACCAUCCUGAACCAUUAAUUCGAACCAAAAUGCCAGAGAAAGCCUGGGCUGACAUUGCAAUCGAUUUUGUUGGACCUCUCCCAUCUGGGCAUAAUCUCCUCGUUAUUAUUGACUAUUUCAGCCGGUUCACUGAGAUAAUUAUUAUGAAGCAGAUCACCGCUAGCUUGACAAUCAAGGCGUUACAUGAGACCUUUUGCCGUUUCGGAAUGCCAGAGUCGAUUAAAACUGACAAUGGUCCUCAGUUCAUUAGCAAUGAACUACUGGAGUUUUGUAAGCAAUAUGGUAUCGAGCAUAGAAGAACGACCCCGUACUGGCCACAGGCGAACGGAGAGGUCGAGCGAAUAAAUCGGUCAAUCGGCAAGCGGUUAAAAAUCAGCCAAGAGACAGAUGACUCUGAUUGGCAGUGGGACCUCAGAAAUUUAAUCUUGAUGCAUAAUUCGACACCGCAUUCAACAACCGGAGUGGCACCAUCGUCGUUGAUGUUUGGGAGGAGAAUAAAGGAUAAAUUACCCGGUCUUAUGCUAAAAGCAAAUACGAUUCUCGAGGAGGUUCAGGACCGUGACCACGUUAAGAAAAUGAAAGAAGCGGAGUAUGCGGAUACACGGCGAAUGGCAAAGGUGAAUGACCUAGAUGUCGGAGAUAUAGUUGUUUUGAAACGAGUUCAAAAGGACAACAAGUUGUCGACUACAUUCGAUUCCGAGGAGUACAAAGUCGUUGGACGCAAAGGCUCUGACUGUACACUACAGUCUACGCAGUCUGGGAGAAUCAUCCACAGGAAUGUGUCACACGUGAAGAAACUUGUUACGGCGGCAUUCGACGGAUCGGAAUGUCAGGAGGGCUCUGAACGUGAAGAUACGAUGGACAAAGAGGAAACCGUUAACUCGGAGGUUAGUAAAUCCAACGUUGGUGAUACAAAUGCUGCAACGGACGGGCUAAACAACAUACCGUGCUCUGCGAAACCUUUGCCGUCUAAACCAGAAGCGGAGAAGUCUCGGCCACGACGGGAUUCGAAGAAACCAUUGUAUUUGAAAGACUUUGAAGUUAGUAAUGUCGAAUAA